Diachasmimorpha longicaudata is the source of this 2489-nucleotide messenger RNA. Its product is annotated as protein FAM114A2. The transcript has 3 exons. Lineage: Eukaryota; Metazoa; Arthropoda; Insecta; Hymenoptera; Braconidae. The record is from RefSeq and is a predicted model, not a curated record. The coding region runs from base 247 to 2373 and encodes 708 amino acids.
UCAACGAAGAAUGUCUGCCCCACGUGAUCCAAAUGUUUGUCAUAAGUACGUCAUAACAUAAUGAAGAUGUGACAAAGUGAAACAAAAAACAGUUGGAAUUCAUUAAAAUCACCAAAUUCACUUAAACUCCCCCCAUUUGUGGACCAAUUUCCCCAAAAAUCUCACCCCACCGUUCCUGAACGAACGACCUAGUAAUAUCCGUGGGCUAACCCCCUCAAAAGUGUCGCCAAAUCACCUGAAAGAACGAUGGCAACGUCCGAUAGCGACGACUUCGAGAGUGCCGACGAGGAGAUAGAAUUUCGGGAAAAUUCGAGGUCAUCGAGACCCCAGAGAAGCCCACAACGUUUCAACUCAGUGGUGGACUCUGACAGUGACGAUGACCAGUGUGAUUCAGGCUCCGAGAAGAAAUCCUGGACGUCCAGCAUCCCCACAGGCCAAUACGAAGCAGAAACAGCUGUUAAAGUGGAGAAAAAUUUGUCUGAAGAGCUGAGAGAGUCAGAGAGGUCCAACAGCACCAAAAAACCAGCAGAAAAAGGCCAGACUCCAUCGCAGACCUCUACGACAAAGGAAUCUACAACUUCCGUUAAAGGGAACAGCGUUUCUGCUUUUGAUAGAAGUGAUAAAGCCGAUGAGACCAGCGACCAAAAGAGUGAUUCAGCCCUGGAUUCAUCAGCUAAAGUGGAAUUGUCUGAAGUUGGAGGUGUUCCCGAGGAGAAAGGGACUGACGAUGUGAUUCCAUCGGGUAAAAGACAGCAAAGAGCUGAGAAACAACGAAAGGAGAAGCCGACGAAGCCGAUGGGACUGGGGGCCAAGAAAUUGGGGGCGAAAAAACUUGACGAAAGGCCUCGACCACCUCCUGAGGACAUUUUUACUCCGGAGGACAUACGAAGAAGAGCCAUCGAGGCUGGUAAAGAGCCACCGAUGAUCCAGGAGUGUUGGGAGGUCGAUGAUGACGAAGCGACGAAGAUACUUCAGAGCGAGAGCCAAGGAAUGAACACCUGGGUGAAGAAGGGAAAGGAUUCUCCUGACUUCCAUGACGUACCUGAGGAGCUGAAGUCCAAUAAGAGUUUUAAGGAGGUCUUUCAGGGUACUGUGGGGAGUGCGGGAGAUGGAUGGGAGAGCUUCGGGGAUGAGGAAGUGAAGAGGGUGGAGGAGAAAACUGAGGCCAAGGUGGUUCUCGAUAAAUUGGUGGACAAAGAGGAUGUUGGGGGAUGGGGUGGCUGGGGCAGCUGGGGAUCUUCCCUACUGAGCACCGCCAGUGCGGGGGUUUCCACGCUGACGAGCCAUGUCUCCCAGGGGUUGUCCAUGCUGGAGGAGAGCAUGGGGGUGCCUGAUCCGGAAGAACUUGUGGAGAGUACUCAGAUAGCAGAGGCAAAAGAGGAGAAUCCUUCAACGCCUGAAGAAAAUCAACCUCAAACAGGAUUCGGUCUGGGGAGUUGGAUGUCUGGAGUGUCCUCAAUGACGAAAUUAUUCGAGUCGACGGGAACAAAAGUAAUUACAGGCGGUCUCGGUACUCUAGAAACAAUCGGAAAAAAAACAAUGGAAGUUCUUCAAGAGGGUGAUCCGGGUCUAAAAAAGAAACGAGCCUUCUUCAAGAACGAAGUUGAGAAGCCAAUUCUCUCGCAAAUUCUUCGAGAAGCUAAAGAAAAGGCCGAAUCUGCUGAGCAUUCAGUUGAACACAGCCAAAUGACGAAGACAUUUGAAAUUCUGUUCGACGAUGCUCAGGGCCUCGUCCAUCUGGAGGCACUUGAAAUGCUGUCGAAGCAGAUACGCAUGAAGAUAGAACACAAAUUGGUUACUUUGGAUGCCGAUGAAAUGAUGUCUGUGCAGGAGACACUCGAGGAGGUGAAGGAACUCUGCGAUCUCGGGGAGGAGGACGAAGAUGAUAAGGAAGGGGACUCGGAGAAGACGAUCAAGUCGGCUUGCGCUGAUCUGGGUGUUAGCAUUCAUUAUGGAGAAUUAAAAGAGAUUUGGGAUGAAACUAAGAAAUAUUUAACUGAGGUAUCGACCCCAGGAUCAACCGUAACCGAAAAAGAAAUUUUCCAAAAUGCGAUAUCGACAUUGGCGAGACUUACAGCUUAUUCUGUCGAAAGGUUCCACAAAACGGCUGAACUUCUGUUGGUUAAAGAUCGCCGUAGUACAGUUAAUGAGGCAGAUGCACUUGUGCAGUUGACAAAAAUUUUAUCCGCCCAGAUCAGCACAGCAGCGAGUUUAUUUUCAAAGUGCCUCAACGAGAGGAAUAAAAAUGGGGAGGACAAGCCCAAGGAGUCUCACGAUAUCACUACGAUUUUCCUAGAGGCGACCAAUGCCAGUUCAUACAUCGAAGAUGCAUUCAGGCUAUUGAUUCCGAUCCUCCAAGUGGGUGCCCUCUAACCACCUCUCCCCCUUACUCCCCUUUUUCUAACCGAAUUUUCUACGAAAAGCUCCAAAAAAUGGUGUUUAAUAAACUUCAGUAUUCUAUCGACGAGAAUAAACGUCUUUGUUACAAA